UCGACGCAUUGACAGCCUUCAAUAGAUUCGCGGACGUAAACAAUAGCACAAAACCUCGUGUUUCGUUCCGAGCUGCAUCGGUCACAUAAAUUUACCCGAUUCUGCAAGUGAAACUGACCAUUUCGGAAACCCGUAGUACAAGAUGAGUGCAGUCGCACUGGACGAAGUGCCAGGCUUUACACUUCACACGGCCGAAGUGGAUUACGACGAUGAAGUGAGCGGAGGAAAGAAAGGCAAGAAAAAAUGUGGCGGAUUUCAGGUGAUGGGUCUCAGCGCACCGUUAUUGAAGGGAAUUGUUAAGAUGGGCUACAAAAUUCCAACACCCAUUCAACGAAAAACUAUUCCCCUAAUCCUGGAGGGGCGCGAUGUGGUAGCAAUGGCAAAGACCGGUUCUGGUAAGACGGGCUGCUUUCUGAUCCCGAUGUUUGAAAGGUUAAAGCAACGAGAAGCGAAGGCGGGAGGAGGCGCUCGAGCACUGAUCCUUUCCCCGACCCGUGAGCUGGCCAUACAGACGUUUAAGUUUAUCAAACAACUGGGCCGAUUCAUGGAUCUGAAAACCAUUCUGGUACUCGGUGGAGAUUCGAUGGAUUCACAGUUUGCCGCCGUUCACACGCUUCCUGACGUGAUUGUCGCCACGCCGGGUCGUUUUUUGCAUCUCUGUGUGGAGAUGGAUCUGAAGCUAAACUCGGUACAGUACUGCGUGCUAGAUGAAGCCGAUCGAUUAUUUGAGAUGGGAUUUGGUGAGCAGCUGACCGAAACGAUCCAGAGAUUGCCGGAGUCCCGCCAAAUGGUACUGUUCAGUGCGACACUGCCGAAGCUGAUGGUGGACUUUGCAUCGGCAGGCCUAUGCCAACCGGUACUGAUACGAUUGGACGUAGAAUCGAAAAUACCGGACACACUCGAUUUGAAGUACAUUUACUGUCGGCCAGCGGAACGUUACGCCACGCUGUUGGUGCUGUUACGCGAUGUGAUCCCUAGCACAGCACAGACGGUUAUUUUCGCCGGCACCCAGCAUCACGUGGAAUUGAUUUCAUUGAUGCUGACCAAAGCUGGGAUUCCGAACAGUCAUGUUUACUCUGGACUGGAUGCGUCCGCGCGUAAAAUUAAUACAGCCAAAUUUACGCAUCACAAAGUGAAUGUACUCGUCGUGACAGACAUUGCCGCGCGUGGUCUCGACAUUCCGACGCUGGAUUACGUUAUAAAUCUGCAUUUCCCGGGCAAACCGAAGCUGUUCAUCCAUCGCGUCGGACGUUGCGCUCGUGCUGGCCGGAGUGGCAUGGCCUAUUCGAUCUUUUCAAAUGAUGAUAUCGCUCACCUGAUCGAUCUUCACAUGUUUCUGAAUCGUCCACUCGAUCCGGACGAUCGGAAUAUAGUUGGAAUCGUUCCACCGGAUACGCAGGAAACGGAACAUCUGCUAGUGCAGCAGUACGUGCAGCACGUUGACCUCGCGACGGCAUAUCGGGUGAGCAAUAAUGCGUACAAACAGUACAUCGUAACCCGACCAGCAGCAUCAGCGGCAUCGAACAAGCGAGCGAAACAAUUUAAAAUUAACGAACUAGGCGUGCUUGAAGAUUUUCUACGCGAAAACGCACAACCGGAUAGUGAAACGAAGGGCAAGAAAUCGAGAAAAACAGAGUCGAUUGUGCAGAAGAAAGACAAUAAGAUGCAGGAGGUGAAAUCAAGCGCCCCGCCGAAAGUCGAUGCGGAUGCAUUUAGGAACGAUUUUCUGGCGCGUAUGAAAAACUAUCGUCCGAAUUCGACCAUUUUUGAAUUAAACCCCAAAGCGAACGCCCGGGAGCUGGUUGCAAUGACGCAGAAGCGUGAAGCGGAUGAGGCGAAGAUUGAAAAACACAAGCGUAAGAUGGCCGAACUAGAAGCGGAAGAACAGGAGAAGCGGCAAAAUAAAUCGACAUCAGAGGAAAACGAGGAACCAAAACGGCGCAAGGGACCGACUCGCGACGAGGAGCAUUUCAUCGCUUACCAGGCGAAGGAUGCCGUUGAGGAAGAUGGUUACGCGAUCGACAAUUUCACUCGCCAGGCUAACUCGGCCGAAUUGAGUGUCGUGAGCGAUACGGCCGAAGGACAUCGGAUGCACCGACAGCUGCAAAAGUGGGAUCGUAAGAAAAAGAAGAUGGUAAACGUGGAAAACCCUAAGGCCGGAAAGAUUCGUACCGAGCAUGGUGUUUGGAUUGCGGCAUCGUACAAGACGGGCCGGUACGACAAGUGGAAGGAGCGUACCAAGUUGGACGAAAAGUUGAUGGCAGAACAAGCACAGCAAUCGGACGAUGAGGGCGAUACGGCCGGUAAGGCGGGACCGAUCCAAAUGCGCAACUAUCCGACUACGCACUGGGGGCGACACAAUGCAAAGGCCGAUCUGCGUAAGUUACGCGAUCUGGAUCUGAAAACACCCGAACAGAUCGUGAAGAAACGGCUCGAUAAGGAAACGAAGAUGGAAAAGGAGAAGGCGGCACGGCUGAAAAACAUUCAACGCAAAAAGCGCGCGUUGGCAAAGCGGAAGGGUGGCAAGGGUAAGUAAUUACUCAUUGGAAAUAUUAAUAAUAAAUGCUUGCAAGAAUA
Molecule: messenger RNA, 2577 nt
Organism: Anopheles funestus (African malaria mosquito)
Lineage: Eukaryota; Metazoa; Arthropoda; Insecta; Diptera; Culicidae
Product: ATP-dependent RNA helicase DDX54
Exons: 2
Coding region: 143-2536 (797 amino acids)
Cellular component (GO): nucleus
Molecular function (GO): RNA binding; RNA helicase activity; ATP binding
Source: RefSeq, a predicted model, not a curated record